UCAGCUGUGCGCCGGUCUCGCUCCCCCCUUUUUGUUUUCCCGAGGGCGGGGGGAACCAAGAUGGCGGAGCUGGGCAAGAAGUACUGCGUGUAUUGCCUGGCCGAAGUGAGCUCCCUGCGCUUCCGCUGCACCGAGUGCGCCGACAUCGAGCUGUGCGCGGAGUGCUUCUCGGCGGGCGCGGAGAUCGGGCCUCACCGGCGCUGGCACGGCUACCAGCUGGUGGACGGCGGGCGCUUCACGCUCUGGGGCGCCGAGGCCGAGGGCGGCUGGAGCAGCCGCGAAGAGCAGCUCCUGCUGGACGCCAUCGAGCAGUUCGGCUUCGGCAACUGGGUGAGGGAGAGGGGCUCCCGCCUCGGGCUCCGGCCCUCCCCGCACAGCGCGGGAGGGGCUCUUCUCGCGUUCCCUGGGCGCCCCCCCCCCCGGCCUCAUUCGCGUCCCGGGCCAUUUACCCUUUUGCGAUGCUUUCUGGACGAACUGUGGCCAAGAAUUUAAAAAUUUCCAAAGAUGGGUUAAAUAUCAUUAGAAAAUGCCAUUACUUGUCAGCUGAUUAGGACUUCAUCUGUCACUAUGCUAUGACUGGUGGGCUGAGUAAUUUUCAGCCAUCUCUAGAGGGUCCUGGCGGCAGUUUGAGAACCCAAGAAAAAAGGCACCAUUGGAUACAUUUAAUACUGUUCUUUUAGAGAGCUUCAGUUUAACGUGCAUGUAUCAAGAUGUGAAUUUGUGGGGAAAGGAAUGGACAGUUAGGGACUACUUGAUCUUGGUGUGUGCAUAUAACAAACUAUCAUUGCUGUUUGGGGUAAAUCCUUGGUAUGAACAAGCCCUAGCAUUCAUUAACACUAUUUAUAAGUAUUAUAAUGUGAAAUAUUACUCUCUAGUUUUAUGAAGGAAUGCCACUGCUCUUAUCUAGAAAUUGACAUUUAUUACAUACUGUAUAGGGAUGUGGGUGGCACUGUGGGUUAAACCACAGAGCCUAGGACUUGCCAAUCAGAAGGUCGAUGGAUCGAAUCCCCACGACGGGGUGAGCUCCCGUUGCUUGGUCCCUGCUCCUGCCAACCUAGCAGUUCAAAAGCAUGUCAAGUGCAAGUAGAUAAAUCGGUACCGCUCCGGUGGGAAGGUAAACAGAGUUUCUGUGUGCUGCUCUGGUUCGCCAGAAGCGGCUUAGUCAUGCUGGCCACAUGACCCGGAAGCUGUAAGCCGGCUCCCUCGGCCAAUAAAGCGAGAUGAGCGCCGCAACCCCAGAGUCAGUCACGACUGGACCUAAUGGUCAGGGGUCUCUUUACCUUUACCUUACAUACUGUAUAUGGGGUAAUCUUAUAAUUUUAAAGGUCUUCAUAUAUUUAAUUUUAAUUUUAUUCUAGGAAGAUAUGGCUGCUCAUGUUGGAGCAUCACGAACGCCUCAGGAAGUGAUGGAACACUAUGUAAGCAUGUAUAUACAUGGUAACCUUGGGAAGGCCUGCAUCCCUGAUGUUAUUCCCAACAGAGUGACUGAUCACACCUGCCCAACUGGUGGCCCACUUUCACCUAGCCUGACCAUGCCUCUGCCACCUCUAGAUAUCUCAGUGGCUGAACAACAGCAGCUGGGAUAUAUGCCACUGCGAGAUGAUUAUGAGAUUGAAUAUGACCAAGAUGCAGAGACUCUAAUCAGUGGCCUUUCAGUAAACUAUGAUGAUGAUGAUGUCGAAAUAGAAUUAAAAAGAGCUCAUGUGGACAUGUAUGUAAGAAAACUGAAGGAGAGACAGAGACGAAAGAACAUUGCCCGUGACUACAACUUGGUCCCUGCUUUUUUAGGCAAAGACAGAAGAGAUAAAGAAAAACCUUCAAAACGCAAAAUCACAAAAGAAGAAAAAGAGCUGCGGUUAAAAUUAAGGUCUCUCUAUCAGUUUAUGUCUUGCAAGGAGUUUGAUGAUUUCUUUGAAAACUUGCACAAAGAGAAAGUACUUCGAACCAAGAUUAGGGAACUACAACGAUAUCGGCGGAAUGGUAUAACAAAAAUGGAAGAAUCUGCAGAAUAUGAAGCAGCUAGACACAAACGAGAGAAAAGGAAGGAAAAUAAAAAUAUUGCUUCUUCAAAGAGGGGGAAAGAAGAUGGUAAAGAUGGGGAAUUUGCAGCAAUUGAAAACUUACCUGGCUUUGAACUGUUAUCUGACCGAGAGAAAGUGCUUUGUAGCUCUAUUAAUCUGAGUCCAGCACGUUACGUGACUGUUAAAACUAUUAUCAUUAAAGAUCAUCUCCAAAAAAGGCAGGGCAUUCCAUCAAAAAGUCGCCUUCCUAGUUACCUGGAUAAGGUACUAAAGAAAAGGAUUUUGAACUUCUUAACUGAAAGUGGUUGGAUAUCCAGGGAUGCCUCUUGAAUCUUGUUCUUUCUCCCUUGAAAUAGUAUGAACUAAUAGUCACUUCACUUGCUUAUCCUUUUCUUAAAACCUAGGAUUCUCUUGUAAAAGCUUAAAAUCCUAAACUGAACUGGAUUCUUCUGUAUUGAAUCAUGCAAAUGCUAGAUCGUACUUUGCGACCCAGACAGCUUCCUUGAGAGGAGGAAAUUGCUUUUAAAAUAAUUGUGGGAUAUGUGACUCACUUAUCUUUGACUAGUAUAGCAAAUGUGGCAGUAGUUACUGAGAUCCACCUCUGCUGUAGAAGCUAUUUGUGUGGAGAGGGGGAGACCUUCAGCUUCUUACAGACAUAGUGCAGAGUGAAGCUGCAGUCCUCUGUACACUUACUUGGGGAGUAAAUCUGACUGAAUUCAGAGGAACUUGCUGUUGAGUAAACUUGAAUAGGAUUGGGGUGCAUGUGUCUUUUACUAAAUCCUGGGUACUAAACUUCAAAAGCACAGAGAAAUUAAGAUUUUUAGUGAAGAUCCUUAGCUAUAAGCUAUGGUUCAUUGCCAAAACAAUAUAUUUUGCUGCAACAGUAGAAGAGCGUAAUGAACGCAAUUCAAGAGGGCAUUAAAGGGUAUCUGCUCACUUGCUUGAGUGUACACAUGGCAAUUUUAAGAGUAGACUGGCUCCACCAGCUAGCUGAAUGACUUGUCUUUGGCAAGUAACUGGCAUUGUGGUUCUGAAUGUAGUGGUUAGCCAGCAGCUCUACAUGACACUAUUUCUGUGACUAAAGACACAGAGUGAAGAAUCUUUGCAUGCACAAAGGUUUUCUCUGGAUUCAUGUAGAAAUCUCAUACACACACAUCCGUUACAUGGUGGUAGGCACUACCUGGCUCAGUAGAAUCCACUGUCACAAUAUGUGCUUAUGGGAAGUUUGCACCACUUGAAACUAUGACAGGUGGGUGGGAUCUUAACAGGUUCCUUGGUUUUUCAGUCUUGGGCAAGAAGCAAAAAUACUGAGGCUUUCUAAACUGCUGCCUGGAUUACAAAUUAUGCAGGCAGGCCUGAUCUAGGCCAAAUUGCCUCUUAACGCAGCAGGUAGCAUAGUUAGCAAGAGAGUAAGCUUGAAAAGGGUCGUGUCAAAUGCAAAUGCUCAUUUAUCAGCUGUUGAGACAAAGUAUAACUUUGCUGUUACCACAAUCCAGUCUGGCAUAGCUCAGUCUGGAGAGCAUGAAACUCUUCAUUUGCCUCAUGUUGGGCAAAAGAUUCCUGCACUGCAGGGGGUUGAACUAGAUGACCUUCAUGGUCCCUCUCAGUUCUCCAAUUCUAGGGCAGUUGACUGUGUGCCCAGGGGCCUUGUCCUAUAUACAAACUUAUGAAGUGGGGCUGUGGCUAAAGAACAGCUUCCUGUAUGGUGUAGAUGGAAAAAGUUUUUUUAAAAGCACUUCUACAAGCUCUCCUGUCCACAUCAAAGGCUUCAUUGGCUGGUGGUGAUAAUGCCUAGGGCUAAAGGGAUGCUUCUGGCCUGCUGAACUGUCUCUGGGCCUUGAAAACACUGAUCUUCAUGGGCAGCUCUACCAUAAGUAGGUUUCACCACCAGCUUCCUUGAUGACUGGGGUUUACUAACACAGUUACAGAAUCUUAACUAUUCAGGAUUACAGAUUAUUCCUCAAACUCCUGUGAAUUCAGAGUUGAUAUACACCUUACACAAAUUUCUGAAUUCUCCCACUUUAUAAACCACACCAGCAGGUGGAUUCAAUUUCAAAUGUGUCACCUCCCCCUAGUGCAAUGAAUAACACAUCAGAGGGAGGCAUAGCACAAACCUGUCACUGAUACGUGGCUCCUUACACAUCCAGUGGUCAGAAGUGUUCAGAAAGGACAUGCCAUUUGCCAUCUCAUUCUACUGCACCUAUAGAUCCAUUUAUCUGCUGUUGCAUGUGCUGCUGUUUAAUCCCUACUCUUUUUCAGCUGUAUACAUGUGUAGCUCGGCAGCUCUUGCACAUUCCACUUUCCGGCCACUAAUGGACUAGAAAUAGCACAAAGGUCCCUGAGGAAACAAUAGUGUUCUUCUUCAGUUUGUGUUCUCUUCUGAUUGACAAAGCAAAGAUUUUCUCUCAUUUUAUAUGUGACUUUAAUUAUGAUACUUUGUUAUUGACAAUAAGUCUACUCUGGUCAGAAACUAUGCAGUGUUUUAUGGUCAAUGCACUGUUCCAUCCAGGUCAGUCCAAUAGGACUGAAGCACAACUAACCCUAAGUGAUGACAGACAUGUUUUGUUAAUCCUGCCCUUCAAAAAACUGGUAAACUUUGUUAACAUGAGUGCCACUAUCUAAAUGUAUUCAUUUAGCUCUAGCGCCAUAACUGUAGUUUCCUGAAUGUUAAUACAUCUGCUAGACAAGGUUGAUGUAAGCCUUAUAUUUCAUUGGCAGCCCUUUUAAUGUUGCUUAAGAGGAGCAACUGGUGCUAAAUAUAACUUAUUUGAUAAUCUGAACAAUUUUUAAAUGUGUUAAUAUUUAUUACACUUCUGCAAAGGUCUUUACAGUGUGGCAUUUUCACAUGAAAGGAAACAUUCAUGCAAAGCCUCUUAGCGAAACUAUAGUGAAUAAAUACUUUAAUAU
Messenger RNA from Podarcis lilfordi (Lilford's wall lizard), 4928 nucleotides. The record is from the annotation of a GenBank genome assembly. NCBI's taxonomy places the organism in Eukaryota, Metazoa, Chordata, Lepidosauria, Squamata, Lacertidae.